Molecule: messenger RNA, 1395 nt
Organism: Corylus avellana
Lineage: Eukaryota; Viridiplantae; Streptophyta; Magnoliopsida; Fagales; Betulaceae
Product: putative F-box protein PP2-B12
Molecular function (GO): protein binding
Source: RefSeq, a predicted model, not a curated record
GCGUGCCACGUGACCAUCUCGAAAAACUGUGCAUCAACCGGGGUCAACUGGAGACUUGGAAUCUAAUCUUGUAUUUCUUUCUACGUGUAGCUACGCGGCUGUUUUUCUUUGUGUAUAGCUUGACGUACCCUAAUCCUAUUUUUCAUUGUGGGUAGCUUAACGUAUCCUCCAAGUUCUCAAAGGCGUGUCACAUCAUAUUGGAAAACUGUGCAUCAAGGAGACUUGGAAUCAACCCUGGACGUCAAUAUAACGAAAAGUCUACUCCGUUGCAUCUGAAUCAUCCAAACCCUGGACGCCAAGAGUGAAGGCAUUGUAAAAAUCGCCCAAUGUCAACCAACACAAACCCAGCACAAAUUAUUUCCAAAAAGAUGGAGAAAAGAGGAAAGGAAAAGGUUAUUACCGCCGACGUAUUGCCGGAAGACUGCAUCGCUACCAUAAUUUCCUUCACAUCGCCUCCCGAUGCGUGCAGGUAUUCGGUGCUCUCCCGGACCUUCAAAUCGGCUGUAGGCUGGGAUCUCGUGUGGGAGAGGUUUCUGCCACCGGAUUAUCAGCAGAUCAUUUCUCAAUCGGAGUCGUUGGUAUCAUCGCUUUUGAAUGUCCUGUCCAAGAAGGAUCUUUAUUUCCAUCUCUGCCGUAAUCCCGUCCUCAUCGGCAACGGUAACCUGAGCUUCGGAAUCGAUAAAUUAAGUGGGAAAAAGUGUUACAUGCUUGGAGCUAGGGAGUUACAUAUAGUCUGGUCAAACACUACGCAGUACUGGAAGUGGGUUUCUUCAGCUGAGUCUCCAGUUUUACCCCAGUCCAGAUUCUCUGAGGUGGCUCUUCUUCUAAAAGUGUGUUGGUUUGACAUACGAGGUAGAAUUGAGACUAAUAUCUUGUCCCCAAAUACAACAUAUGGGGCAUACUUCGUAUACACAAUUGCAGAUAGUUUCUAUGAACUUCACCACCCAGUGAGAGUGUCCGUUAGACUUGAAAAUGAGAAUGAAGGUAAUGCUACCCAUGCUUAUUUGCAACCAGAUACACCAGAAGGACAGGAUGGACGACUUCCACGCAGGAGAGAGGACAGGUGGCUUGAGAUUGAAAUUGGGGAAUUCUUCAAUGGCCAAGUUGAUAGCGUGGCAGACAUGCACUUGCUGGGGACUGAUGGCUAUAUCUGGAAGUCUGGCGUUGUGGUCCAUGGCCGCAUUGAGCUUCGGCCAAAAUAGGAAAGGAAAAUUCUGUAUUCAGUGCAAGGCCAACAUCUGCUGUAUUUGAAUAAAGGUAUUGUUGGUUUAUAAGAGGACAACAGUUUUUAAAAGAUGAAGUAAAGGUAUUGUAAUUAUGAACGUUUACAUUUUGUAUCAUGAUAUACAUUUGAGACCUUUAUUAUUUGUGUUCUUAUGAAUUCUUACUAGUUAA